AUGAGUACUUGGGCGAGGAGGAUUACCUGCUCUAUGGCCUCUGCACAAAAGAAGAGCUCCAUGAGACAAAGGAAGUCCCUCCUCAUCUUGGUGGUGGUAUGGAUUCUUUCCCUGCUACUUGCCAUUCCUGAUGGCCUCUUCACCAGCACAAGGCAACUCCACAACAAAUCCCUCACGUGUGCCCAGGAUUAUGGGCAGAACCACUUAGUUUGGAAAGUAGUCUUUCGGGUCAUCCAAAACACCUUGGGUUUUCUUCUUCCAUUCCUCUUCAUGAUGUUCUGCUAUUCCCGCAUCGCCUGCAUCCUCACCACAUCUCACAUGCCUGGCUCAAGGAGAGUGCUCUGCUUAGUCUUUACUCUGGUGUGUGUCUUCUUUGUCCUGUGGUCCCCUUACAACGUUGUUCUCGUCCUCCACUCCCUGCAAGACGUUGGUGUGAUCAGGAGCUGUGAAAUCAGUAGGCAGUUGGACUAUGCCAUGCAGCUGACGGAGAGUUUGUCCUUUGUCCACUGCUGUCUGAACCCCUUGCUCUAUGCUUUUGUGAAGAAACGUUUCAGGUUAUACUUAUGGAAGAUCCCUCAGGCCAUUUGCAGGAGAAGAGCUUUCUUUGACAUCCAGCCCUCUGAGACAAGCCAGUCUGGCAGCAGAUGUGCAGCAGACAUAGAGAUGCUGAGUAUCACAAAUAUUUAG
Pogoniulus pusillus (Red-fronted tinkerbird) is the source of this 687-nucleotide messenger RNA. RefSeq names its product atypical chemokine receptor 2 (gene ACKR2). The transcript has 2 exons. Gene Ontology annotation, cellular component: external side of plasma membrane; membrane. Bases 1 to 687 code for a protein of 228 amino acids. Gene Ontology annotation, biological process: G protein-coupled receptor signaling pathway; calcium-mediated signaling; positive regulation of cytosolic calcium ion concentration. The record is from RefSeq and is a predicted model, not a curated record. NCBI's taxonomy places the organism in Eukaryota, Metazoa, Chordata, Aves, Piciformes, Lybiidae. Gene Ontology annotation, molecular function: C-C chemokine binding; C-C chemokine receptor activity.